Messenger RNA from Dermacentor andersoni, 1663 nucleotides. RefSeq names its product Cytosolic thiouridylase subunit 2 (gene Ctu2). The record is from RefSeq and is a predicted model, not a curated record. Gene Ontology annotation, cellular component: cytosol. Gene Ontology annotation, molecular function: sulfurtransferase activity; tRNA binding. Gene Ontology annotation, biological process: tRNA wobble position uridine thiolation. Lineage: Eukaryota; Metazoa; Arthropoda; Arachnida; Ixodida; Ixodidae.
AAUGGCAUGCGUAGCCAGCGUGUUGUACGAAGUGCAGUGUUUCUAACAGGAGUUUAUUUAGCACAUGCUUGCUGGUUGUAAACAAACAAAAUGUGCUCCAAUUCCUGCGAUUGCGAAGACCUCAGCGAGGCUGAGCCAGCACCAAAUGGGGUUGCAGAGACUGAUGUGAGCAGCAACACAUGCAAGACGUGCGGGGACUCUGCUCACCUAUUACUUCGCAAAAAGGAUCCAUACUGCAAAGCGUGCUUCAUCGCGAACUGUACUCACAAGUUUCGCUCUACUCUCGGCAAAUCCAAAUUGUUGAAGCCUGGCGAAAAGGUGCUGGUUGGUUUUUCCGGCGGACCUUCGUCGGCUGCCAUGCUACAGCUCCUCCGAGACGGUUUUUCGGAAGGCGCGCACAAGAGACUCCUCUUCGAGCCGAGCCUCGUCUACAUCGACGAUUCGUCGGCAUUGGCAACACAAAGUGACGAAGUUUCGUUGCAGGAGGUCACCGAUUUAAUGAGGGAGUCCGGCUUCCCCUACUACACCUGUCGUCUUGACGCUCUAUUCUCUGCGGAACGCUUGAAUCUAGACCCGUCGACCCGUUGCACGGAGGUAACAGACAGCGAAGGGCCGCGGGCUGCCUUCACGACAGCGUACCGAUCGUUCAAAUCGUUGACCGACCGCGAGUCGUUCUACAGGUUGUGCGUGCGUCGUCUGCUUCUGAGGCUUGCCAGAGACAACGGAUUCGUCAAGGUGUUUACCGCCGAAACGGGCACGUUGCUGGCCGCCACUCUGCUCUCGACUAUCGCCCUGGGUCGGGGAGCGCAGUUGAGGGAGGAGGCUGGUUUCCUUGACGAUCGUGACCCUCAAGUGCUUCUGCUGCGCCCGAUGCGCGAGUUCAGCAGCAAGGAAAUCGCGCUGUUCAACGUGCAUCGCAACGUCCGCUUUCGCGUGCAGACUACGCCGAGCACGGGACGCGAUGCUCGCGCCAGCGUGGCCCGGCUUACGGGAGAGUUUGUGAACGGCCUGCAAGAAAACUUUCCCGCGACGGUGUCUACGGUGUGGCGCACGGGAGACAAGAUCGGGUCCCGAUCCCGCCCGCGAGCCUCACCAACAGCUUCGGGUUCGACGUCGUGUUGUCGUCUGUGUGGGUCGCCGCUUGACACGGUGGACGUCGAACCGUGUUCGGCCGUAGCGGCGCUGAAACUGACGCGUGAAAUCUCGAGACUGCGAAUGGAAGACGCGGAAGCCAGGACGUCCGAUGAGGCUGGCGUCUCGGACGUUUCCUUAGCCUUUUGUUACGCCUGCCAAGCGCUCGUCGGGCAGGGCGAUUCAAACGCGCUGUCAUUGUUCUGCGAAGCUGUCGGGACGAGUAGCAAUAGGUGACGUUUGACUUAAGAGCACGCUUUUAUUGCUUCACACAUGAUUUCAGACCUGACCAUCUUUUAAAACACUGAAGCCUUUGCACACAAGUUGUCUUUCACCGUUAUGUGUGGCCAUACAGAAACAGGUACCCACAGUGCCAGGACGUGUUUUUAUCUGCGAUGUGCAUAUGCCGACACCCGAUUUGCUAGUCUUUACAGUCGCUCAUUAGGGCUGAAAAUGAAUACAAGCACCGUUUGAGAACCCCAUGAAGAAGUACUGACCAAUAAAGUCAGGCUAAAUGAGUCUUGUUUUCAUA